AUUUUUUUUAAUUUGCAGGAGGCAAGAAAACAUCACCAUGAACACUCUGAACCAGCAGUAUGAGGAGAAGGUGCGUCCCUGCAUCGACCUCAUUGACUCUCUUCGCUCUCUGGGUGUAGAGAAGGAUUUAGCGCUGCCUGCUAUCGCCGUGAUCGGAGACCAGAGCUCGGGGAAGAGCUCCGUGUUGGAGGCGCUGUCCGGGGUGGCUCUGCCCAGAGGAAGUGGCAUUGUGACACGAUGUCCUCUUGAACUGAAGAUGAAGAAAAUGAGAGAAGGGGAGCAGUGGGCUGGAGUGAUCAGUUACCGUGACGUUAGGGAAGAGAUAGACGACCCUGCAGAUGUGGAUGAAAAAGUCAGAGAAGCUCAGAACAAAAUGGCUGGGAAAGGGGCGGGGAUCAGUGAUGAACUCAUCAGCCUGGAAAUCGCCUCUCCUGAUGUUCCAGAUCUGACGCUCAUUGAUCUGCCUGGCAUCACCAGGGUAGCUGUAAAGGAACAAUCGAAAGACAUUGGAGACCAGAUCAAGAGGCUGAUCCAGAAGUUUAUCAACAGACAAGAAACCAUCAGCUUGGUGGUUGUUCCGUGUAACGUGGACAUAGCGACCACAGAGGCCCUGAAGAUGGCCCAGGAGGUGGAUCCUGAUGGAGGGAGGACUCUGGGUAUCUUGACCAAGCCUGAUCUGGUGGACAAAGGCACAGAAGGGACGGUACUGGAAGUUGUCCAUAACGAGGUGAUCCACCUGAAGAAGGGCUACAUGAUCGUCAGGUGCAGGGGCCAGAAGGAGAUCACUGACCAGGUGUCUCUUCCUGAAGCGAUAGAAAGAGAGAAAGCCUUUUUUGAAGAUCAUCUGCAUUUCCAGAUUCUCUAUAACGAAGGCUAUGCCACUGUUCCCAAGCUGGCAGAAAAACUCACCCUUGAGCUGGUGCAUCAUAUCAAGAAAUCGCUGCCAAGACUGGAAGAGCAGAUAGAGAAUAAACUAAAGAAGACUCAGGCAGAGCUGGACAGAUACGGCAACGGACCCCCACCUGACGCGAGUGAGAAACUCGGCUUCCUCAUCGAUAGAGUCACAGCGUUCACACAGGAUGCUUUCAGCCUGACUUCAGGGGAGGAACUCAAAGGAGGAUCCAGGAUCAACAUAUUUUCUACUCUCAGGAAAGAGUUUACAGCCUGGAAAGAGUUGAUAGACCGCUCUGGAGUAAACUUCAACUGGACCAUUGAGAGAGAGGUGGCUCAGUAUGAAGGAAAGUACAGAGGAAGAGAACUGCCAGGUUUCAUCAACUACAAGACCUUUGAGGACAUGGUCAAAGAGCAGAUCAAACUACUGGAGGGGCCUGCAGUCCAGAAACUCAAAGAAGUGUCAGAAAUUGUGAAGAAAGAUCUGCAUAAGGUGGCAGAGGACAGCCUUGUUGGAUUUUCUAACCUCACCAAUAUAGCCAAGAUGAAGAUUGAAUCCAUCAGACAGGAGAAGGAGGUUGAAGCCGAGGCCAUGCUGAGGACUCAGUUUAAAAUGGAGGCAAUCGUUUACACUCAGGACACCACAUACAGCAAGAAGCUCGGGAAGAGGAAGAGGGAGGAAGAGCAGGCCAACGCAUCUCCUUUAAGUGUUUUAAAAAGCACAAGCACAGGGGGCGGAGCCACCUUGAAAGAGAUGAUCAGACAUCUUAAAUCCUACUAUCAAAUUGCCGGCCAGCGUCUGGCUGAUCAGAUCCCCCUGGUGAUCCGCUACCAGAUGCUGCAGCAGACUGCCAUCCAGCUGCAGAGGGAGAUGCUGCAGAUGCUUCAGGACAGGGAGAUAACGGAGACCAUGCUUCAAGAAGACCCGCACAUAAAAUCUAAGAGAAUCGACCUUCAGAAACGUCUCAAGCGCCUGUCAGAGGCUCGCGUUCUGUUAACUAAUUUUAGUAUGAACAUAUACAACUUCAAAGCAAAAGCAGUGAAACAACGAGAUGGUGCCAUGAAUGGUAGUCCUGUUGUUCCACUGAUCCUUCACCUGCAAUCAGGUGCAGAGAAACAAGGUGUUGGCCCAGUCAAACACCGAAAAUCAGGAAAACAUCAGCCCAAUGUGCGUUCCGAGGUCAAAAUGGUGUUUUGAUCAGCUGGUUUACCAAUUUAUCUCACAGGUAUGCAAAUCACUUGAGGUGUCCCCUUCUGCUAUAUCAGUCCAAAAUCAUCAGUCUACAAAAAAAAUACUUUUCAGCUUAGAUAUUUUUUAGCUUUGUCUAUUUAUAUGUUAGUACUUUCUGGAUGGGGAACAAAGGAGUCAAAAUGAGUCCUAUUCAAAUUCUUUAUUUUCUUUGCAGUUUUUACUCUUGACAUUAUUAUUCAUUCAUUUUAUUUAAAGUCUGUUCAAAUGAAGGAGUCGGGUUACAUUGUUAGAAGUUAUAUCCAUGUCUGAUUACAUUUAAAUGCAAUUUUUACUAUUUCAUUUUGCCAACAUUUAAUGAAUUAUUCCAGAAUUUUAAGAAAUAUUUGAAGUUUUCAUUCCAUAUUCUUAAGUCUUAGAAAACAAAGGACAUGAAAAAAAAAGGUUUGGUAACAAAGUUUCAUUCUUGUGUGUUUUAAGGUUUUGGCUGCCUCUGUAAGCCUCAUAUUUGGGCUUCGACAUGUUAACUUUAACAGAUAUCACUUUUUAAAGAAACUUCAUAUCUUUGUUCCAUAUUUUGUUAGAUGUUUACAACUUUACGUUAAUCCAGACAUUAAAACAAUGCCUUACAUUGUAAUCUAUGCAUAACCUUUCUUGUGAAAUAAAACUGAAAACAUGUAACAGG
Molecule: messenger RNA, 2765 nt
Organism: Labrus mixtus (cuckoo wrasse)
Lineage: Eukaryota; Metazoa; Chordata; Actinopteri; Labriformes; Labridae
Product: interferon-induced GTP-binding protein Mx-like
Exons: 12
Coding region: 38-2089 (683 amino acids)
Biological process (GO): defense response to virus
Cellular component (GO): nucleus; cytoplasm; membrane
Molecular function (GO): microtubule binding; GTP binding; GTPase activity
Source: RefSeq, a predicted model, not a curated record